Molecule: messenger RNA, 2687 nt
Organism: Folsomia candida
Lineage: Eukaryota; Metazoa; Arthropoda; Collembola; Entomobryomorpha; Isotomidae
Exons: 5
Coding region: 106-1245 (379 amino acids)
Biological process (GO): multicellular organism development; proteasome-mediated ubiquitin-dependent protein catabolic process
Cellular component (GO): cytoplasm
Molecular function (GO): zinc ion binding; ubiquitin conjugating enzyme binding; ubiquitin protein ligase activity
Source: RefSeq, a predicted model, not a curated record
UCGCUUUGUUUGAUGUAAAUAUUGUUACACGUGUAUCUGUAUUUUUCGUUCGUUUUACUUUCUUGAUUUAACUUACUUCAAGUAUUUUACGAGUUGAUAUAAACUAUGAGUGAAAAUUUACAAGGUUUUACUAGAGUGAUCAGAAUAACGUCAAAAAAUUCGAUGUCUAUAAAUGGCGAUAUAGACGUCCCACUACCAGACGACCAACUCAUUCAAAUUUUGGAAUGUCCAAUUUGCGCUGAAUUUCCUUCCCCACCUAUUUUUUCUUGUGAAAAAGGGCAUUUCAUUUGCAAUGGGUGCAUUCGACUGGUGGACGCUUGCACCUCUUGUCUCUCUCCCUUCACCCAGGUUCGAAACUAUCCCUUAGAAGCAAUUGUCGAGAGAACAAAGUUCAAAUGCAGAUAUCGAGAUCUCGGCUGUGAAGAAAGCGUUCUGGGGGCGACAUAUGUGGCGCACGUGGACAACUGUCUCUUCAGGCCGCUGAAGUGCAGAGAAGCUGAGAAUGCACCGUGCUGCCUUAGUAAUUUCUAUCCGAAUACUUACCUUCAGCACUUAAUAUCUUCGCAUCAGACUGCGGGGGAAAUAAUUGACGAUAACAACCCACUCGUUGCAAGUUUUACUCAAAAACUUGGGAAUAAGUUUGACACUAUGUACGUGAAGUUCCCAGGGCGUUAUGACCGAUCGUUUCUUUUGCAUACCCAAAAACACAAAUCAUUCAUUUGUUGGUGGGUAACCUGUCUAGCAAUGGAAGAUAAAGGUCGCCAAGCCACAUUAUCUUGGUCAAAGAUCCAAAAUGCUGCUCUUCCGCGAAGCUCCGUGGGUAAAACUUUUACCAUUAAAUGGAAAGUCGAAAUUCAACACGAAAAUAAGCAAUUCGAAGAAAUCCGGGACAGUGGCAAUUGCGCUGUGCUGCCUCUCCAGCACUUGAACCAAUUUAAAACGGAUGGCAAUGACGACGGACUUGAGACUGCACCUCAAUGGGUGCUUGGUUUGGAUAUUGCAAAAACGGAUAAGAUGGAGGAUGUUACCAAUUUAAAUGUACCUGUACACAACAAUGCCAAGUCUUUAUUAACCACUAUUAAACAUUAUUCUCCGCUGUUUGCUUUGAUUAUUGUUGGUAUUGUGGUAUGUCUUUACUACGGGUUGCGAGACAAGGUAGCUGAAAGAAAUGCUCCAGAAAUUGAGUAUUAUGGACAUCGAGGUUUUUAUUUUCCAAAAAAGACAAUGCAGAACACCGAGUUUUAGUUAUUAUUUACCUUCAGUUUCAUGAAUAAUCGAAUUUUUAUGUAAUUAUCUUUACUUGCUCAUUUAUUUUAAAUGAUCUUAAUUCAUUAUUAUCUUAACUAAUUUGAAGACCAGGACUGGAUUGCAAACGCUGAGUCAGCGAUUCCUUUUGUAGUUCAACGCCAGCACUACUAAAUAUAUAUACAUAUUCAUGUUAUAAUUACUAUAUUUAUAAUUUUAUGGAUAACACGAGAACAUUACUUGAACUAAAUAUUAUCACGAACGAAUAUGUUUUUACUUGAGAUCGACCUUCACUGAAGCAUGACUUCAAGUUGACUUAUUUUUUGCAUACGCGAAUUUGUGAUAAAUUUAGUUCAAUGUCUUUAAUUAAACUGCGUUCUUUGCUAGUGCUUUGUAUGUACAUAUCCUUCCAGCAAGAAGCAGAAUCUUAUUUGUUUCAGUAUUUGUAUUCAAGAAAUAAUAAAUCUUUAUGAAAUCGUAUUUUCAUACACAAUGGAAUCAUAACUUUGACUUAUUUUCACGCACACCGCUAGCGUUAUACAUACACAUGUGUGGUAACUGUUCUUACAUACUUCAAUUUCGUCCUGUUUAUUGUCGUAAAAUGUUGGUGGUGAAAUGGUAUUCCCCUCUUCGUUGUUCUACAUUUCUGAUACUGGCACACUUCAUUUGCCGUUUUGCAACGAUCAGUGGUGAGGCUGAAGUUCGAAACCUAAUACAAGAACCUAUUGCUAUACCCCAAGUGCCCAAGGCUCCCAGUUGUGGAGAUAGCUUCCCUGGUACUCCACAAUGGAAUAAAUGCUGGGACAAUUUUAGAAUUGACAUGGCCAUGUUUCAAUAUCACAUGCAAGAAUAUGGAAUUCAAGUCUCGAAAAUGAUAGAGAAUAGCGCAGCCAGAGGAAAAGUGAAGCCCAAUACUCUGUCAUCAUGGACGUCUAGUGUUUUCACGAACGGAUAUACCAUUCAGACGAAAGGGUUGUCCAUUUCAACGACCACGCAGAAUGGGAACCUACAAAUAAAACUCCCCAUUCCUGCAAUGACGAAUAUUCAAUCCAAUGUCAAUGGGCAAGAUAUUGAGAUACGAGUUGGAGGAGCUAAAGAGGAGAUGAAAAUCGCUAAAAUCCGAUUCCCUGAUAACGUGAGACUCACUGACAUAAAGCUUCACCGAAUGGAGGAUAGCAUGAUAGUGUCCGGACCUAUCGAAAUUACAAAGAACUCAAUCGUCCAGAGCAGUAUUAAUUAUGCUGUGUCACCUUCAUUUCCAUUUCAGCAUAAUUAUGCUGGGCAAUCUGCAAGGCAAGCCUCGCAAAUGUGGUUCUUCUAAUUCUUCAUUUAUUUAUUUAUGAGUUUCUUAACUUAGAAAUGAAUUCGAUCACAUUUCAGAUGUUGUGCGUAUUAAAAAUAUAAUUUUCGAAAUAAAAUGAAUAUUCUAUUACAUGACACCA